AUGCUUUUAAAUUGGUGAUGUGCUGAAGCAGAGCAAAGGUAAGUUCUCUGAAGCUCAAACUUGUCAAUUUCGAUUCUUGCAUCUAUGGGAAUGUUCAUAUGGAGAAGUGCUGGUUCAUGAAUUCGUUGUCUCUGAUGCAUGUAUUGUUUGAAAUUGACGUGUGUUGUAGUGGAGGAGGGUGGUAGAUUUACUCUUGUUUCUGAUAUGAUAUUGUGAAUGCAGCGUAUUUGGAUUGCGAAAAUCUCCCAAAAUUUUGUUUCAAUAAUCUGAAUAUGAUCACUAUAUCUUAUGGUGUUUUUGAUUGCUGUUUGGUUUAUGUCUUACACAAAGUAUACUUAAAUCUUAGAUAAUGGCUUUAAGAAAUCAUGAAGAAAAUACCAAAUUGUGCAGUGUUAUAAAGUUUUGUUUUUUCUGGCUUCCAAAGAAGUAAUUGAGCAUGAUUUUGUAAUGUAUGCAGUGAUAUGUGUAUGUACAGGAACCUAUCCAGAUUUUUUGAAAACUUUUCUUUGUCUAAAGACUUAGACUGUUUUCACCAAAUAUUUUGUUUUGUUGCAUAUAGCAUAUCAAUUCAAACUACAGGCUUUUUCAAAAAUUAUAUGUCACAAAGGCAUUGUUUUUGUUGUUUUAUUCACAUAGGAUAUAUGUAUAUAUAUAUAUGUAUGCAGUAUGACAUUAUGAAAGUAUGAAUUUUCUGUUUGGUUUCAUGACUGUGUUUGUGUGUUUUUUGCUAUGCUUAAAACUUUGAUAAAAGACAGUUAAAACAACAUAGGAAAAACUCUUACAAAAUUUUAUUUUAAAUUUCUUAACCAAUUUUGCUUCUAUUGGAGAAGUUGUGGAGCUGAAUGGGAACAACUAUAGGAAGUGGAGGGAUGAUGUAGAGUUUUACAUGGGAAUGCACCAAAACAUAGAUUACUGCCUCCUCAAACCCAAACCUAUAGGCACCGAAGAAGAAAACAACAUGGAUGCUGACAGCUCGUGACAUUAUUAUGAGUGGUUUAGGACUAAUAGAAUGGCUAAGAAUGUGAUCAGGAGAACUAUGUCUGAGGUGGUUAGGGGAUUGAUAGAGGAACCUGAGGAUGCUAUAGACUUUAUGGCUAAUAUUGCUGAGAAAUAUGAGGAAAGUGAAAAGGCUGAAGCAGCUAGGCUCCAUAAAGAAUUCCAUGAACUGAAAUAUGAUGGGAAUGGGAGUGUUAGGGAGCACAUAAUGCAUAAGGUUCAGCUGAAUGGGAAACUCAGAGAUUUAAGGAUGGGAGUUGCAGAUGCACAGCUUGUGCAUGAUGCACUUUGGUCACUUCCAUCAACCUUCAGCCAACUGAGAUCUACCUAUAAUGCUCUAGAGGUCAAGUGGACUAUUAAUAAGCUAAUUUCAGUGUGUGUGGAUGAGGAGAAUACAAUCCGUGGAGAGGCUCAACCUGCAACUGCAGUAAAUCUUAUGGAGAAGCCUAAGUGGAAAAAGAAGAAUAAGAACAAGGCUAAGCAGACCACCAAUUUUAAGGUAUCCGGCAUACCUGCAGAUUCUAAGGGAGAUAAGUCCUCUAAAGUUAGGUGUUUCUUCUGUAAAAAGAUGGGACACGUUAAGAAGGAUUGCCCUGGUUUUAAGGCAUGGAUGAUAAAGAAAGGGUAUAAUAAGGAGGAGAGCUCCAAGGAUAAGUGAGCAGAAUGUCUGCGUAGGAAACGGCCAAAGAGUAGCUGUUAAAGCCAUAGGAUGCUUGAGGAUCGAUUUAGGAGAAGGAAACUUUUUAUUUUUAGACAAUGUUUUUUAUAUCCCCUCAUUGAAGUAGGAAUUUAAUUUCUGUAGGCCUUUUGGUCGUAAAUUGGUUGUAGUCUUAUUAUUGAUUUCAAUGGAAUGAAACUUUUUCAGAAUUC
This is a messenger RNA of Fragaria vesca subsp. vesca, 1866 nucleotides long. RefSeq lists its product as uncharacterized. The record is from RefSeq and is a predicted model, not a curated record. Bases 1010 to 1654 code for a protein of 214 amino acids. Lineage: Eukaryota; Viridiplantae; Streptophyta; Magnoliopsida; Rosales; Rosaceae. The transcript is spliced from 2 exons.